Trichomycterus rosablanca is the source of this 750-nucleotide messenger RNA. RefSeq names its product regulator of G protein signaling 5a (gene rgs5a). Bases 70 to 618 code for a protein of 182 amino acids. The record is from RefSeq and is a predicted model, not a curated record. NCBI's taxonomy places the organism in Eukaryota, Metazoa, Chordata, Actinopteri, Siluriformes, Trichomycteridae. The transcript has 5 exons.
CAAAAAGGAAGAGACGACCCUCAUAGUGGAGGAUUAUUGUUGCUCUGUCGGUGAUACAAAAUCUAAAAUAUGUGCAAGGGAUUAGCUGCUCUGCCACAGACAUGUCUGGAGCGGGCUAAAGAAAUUAAGACUAAGUUGGGAAUCCUGCUCCAGAAGCCUGAGAACAGCAUUGACCUCAUCCUCCCAACCCCUGAAAAGCCUGAGAAAAAACCCGAUAAGCUCCAAAAGCCAACCCCUGAAGAUGCCGCACAAUGGCGUGAAUCUCUGGAGCACGUCCUCAGCAACACUUAUGGCCUUGCUACAUUCAGAAGCUUUCUGAGGUCUGAGUUCAGUGAGGAGAAUAUUGAGUUCUGGAUGGCUUGUGAGGACUUUAAAAAGACCAAGUCCCCUCUGAAAAUGGCCACCAAAGCCAAGAAGAUUUACGAAGACUUCAUUCAGACUGGUGGACCCAAAGAGGUCAACAUUGACCACUUCACCAAAGAAGUGACCCUGAGGAAUCUGGUUGACCUGUCUUCUGCCACCUUUGAUCUGGCUCAGAGUCGCAUCUACUCCCUGAUGGAGAAGGAUUCCUUCAGCCGCUUUCUAAGAUCCGAGCAGUACCAAGAACUCGUCAAGUAAACAAAGAUCCAACGGCAGCGAGACGGCACGAAUAAUUCCAUAACCAGGGCUUGAAAUUAAUUUUAAGGUCCAUCUUAGUUUUCCAAAUGAUUAGCAUUACCACAAGCAAUUAAAAAAACUUGUUUGUUUCUA